Molecule: messenger RNA, 1487 nt
Organism: Ricinus communis (castor bean)
Lineage: Eukaryota; Viridiplantae; Streptophyta; Magnoliopsida; Malpighiales; Euphorbiaceae
Product: ferroptosis suppressor protein 1
Exons: 4
Coding region: 179-1270 (363 amino acids)
Cellular component (GO): cytoplasm
Molecular function (GO): flavin adenine dinucleotide binding; electron-transferring-flavoprotein dehydrogenase activity
Source: RefSeq, a predicted model, not a curated record
AAUCACACAUUCUUUGUCAACUCAUGUUGCGUGUUGAAUGAUCAGGUGAAAUAAAAUAAACGAAUGAGAAAAGCAAAGACAGAAAGAAAGUAUGCUGGCUGGCUGGCGUGUUGAAUGGAGCCAGUAAUAAAGGACAAAAGCAGACAAGGCUUUGGUUGGAACGUUGAGAAGAGGAAAAAUGGAAUCGGGUUCAGGAGGAGGAGGAAAGAGGAGAGUGGUAGUAAUAGGAGGGGGUAUCGCAGGUUCCCUCAUUGCCAAAAACCUUCAAUUCGAUGCUCAUCUCACCCUCGUUGACCCGAAGGAGUACUUCGAGAUUACAUGGGCAAACUUGAGAGCAUUGGUGGAGCCAUCAUUUGCUGAGAGAUCAGUCAUAAAUCAUAGAGAUUACUUCACCAAUGGCCGCAUUAUUGCUUCUUCUGCAGUGGACGUCACUGACGCAGAUGUACUGACUGCAGAUGGUCAAGUAAUUCCCUAUGACUAUCUUGUCAUUGCAACUGGCCAUGCCGAUUCUGUCCCCAAAACUAGGACAGAGAGACUUACUGAAUACCAAGCAGGAAAUGAAAAGAUUAAGUCGGCUCAUUCCAUUUUGAUUGUUGGAGGAGGUCCCACUGGUGUUGAACUUGCAGGAGAAAUUGCAGCUGAUUUCCCAGAAAAGAAGGUUACUCUGGUGCAUGAUGGAUCAAGGUUAAUGGAAUUUAUCGGACCAAAAGCUGCUAACAAGACACUAAAAUGGUUGAGGUCAAAGAAUGUUGAAGUUAAACUGGAGCAAAGGGUUGAUUUAAAUUCUAUUACAGGGUCAGAUGGUAAUUGUACCAAAACAUAUCAUACUUCAGCUGGAGAAACUAUCAAAGCAGAUUGCCAUUUCCUUUGCACUGGGAUACCACUGGGUUCAGCUUGGCUUAAGGACACUGUUCUGAAGAACAACUUGGAUGCUAAUGGGAGGUUGGAGGUAGAUGAGUACUUAAGAGUCAGGGGUUGGAAGAAUAUAUUUGCAAUUGGAGAUAUUACAAAUAUUCCAGAAAUCAAACAAGGAUAUUUGGCAGAGAGCCAUGCGGAUGUGGCUGCUGGGAACUUGAAGUUACUGAUGGCUGGAGGAAAGGAAAGCAAAAUGGCAACGUACAAGCCUGGCUCAGUAACAGCACUUGUUUCACUAGGGAGAAGAGAUGGUGUUGCCCAAUUUCCAUUCGUAACUAUAAGUGGCAUUGUACCUGGCAUGAUAAAGUCUAGAGAUUUGUUUGUGGGGAAAACGAGGAAGCGAAGGGGCCUAUAAUCUAUCUCAUUUGUUGUGUGGAGUUCAAUGAGUUACCAAGAAUGUACUACGAUCCCAUUUGUUGUAUGGAGCUCAGUGCUGAGUUACCAAGAAUGUAGGAAUUGCUUCACAUUUGUAGGCUGUUGUGCCAUUACUAUUUAAGUGAUUUUUCACAAUGUCUAACGUAUAGUUAUGUAAAAUACAAUCAAAGUUGUAUCUAAAUCUUCUUGUCUUUUAA